Cylas formicarius (sweet potato weevil) is the source of this 9785-nucleotide messenger RNA. RefSeq names its product protein O-mannosyl-transferase TMTC2 (gene Tmtc2). The transcript is spliced from 10 exons. Gene Ontology annotation, cellular component: endoplasmic reticulum membrane. Gene Ontology annotation, biological process: protein O-linked glycosylation via mannose. The coding region runs from base 395 to 3100 and encodes 901 amino acids. The record is from RefSeq and is a predicted model, not a curated record. Gene Ontology annotation, molecular function: protein binding; mannosyltransferase activity. Lineage: Eukaryota; Metazoa; Arthropoda; Insecta; Coleoptera; Brentidae.
CCGACAGUCCGCGUUCGUAGCGCAAUGAGAGUUUACGUGAGUAUAUAACCGCGAAUAGCGGUCGUUCGAUCGCACAGUAGAGCACUCUCAUGCUUCAUCGCAUGUGGUAUCGUCGCGCCCGGAAAAACUGCAACACAGCCGCGUGCUACUCCGUACCCUUGCCGGAACAACCGCAGCAGAUCAACAAUUAAUUUAACGCAACCUCCGACGACCCGACAAAAACAAGUCAAUCGUUAUCGUUUACCAAAGAGAAGGGUUUCUCUCGCACGAGAGAGAGAGAGAGGGAACCUCUCCGGAAGUAUGAUAGACUUUAGACGCUUGGUAGGCUGAAGAAUAAAUCAACAGCUUUUUACUCGUCCUUUGAACGUCCGCGUGAACAGAUUAAAUUUUGAUAAUGGAUUACGUCGGUACGGCCUGUUGUGCUUUGGCCUUCCUGCUCUAUUACAACACGCUGGAUUCUGGAUUUGUGUACGACGACCGGAGGGCCAUCCUGACCAACCCGGAUCUGCUUCCGAAAACACCUUGGUUGCGCAUCUUGGAGAAUGAUUUCUGGGGUACACCACUCAGCGAUAGCGGCUCACACGGCUCGUAUCGCCCUUUGUGCGUUUUAACGUUUCGUCUAAAUUACCUCUUGGGCGGUUUUCAACCUUGGGGUUACCACUUUGUCAAUGUAUGUCUUCACUGUUCCGCUACGUAUCUUCUCGUAAAAGUGGCGAAAAUAGUGCUUCCCAGAGGUCAAAGCCAUUUCGGAUCGGCCGUCACAGGUGUGCUAUUCGCUUCGCACCCGAUACACACAGAAACGGUUGCUGGAGUUGUGGGCAGAGCUGACUUAGCUGCAUGUAAUUUAUUUUUCAUGUCAUUGUUGGCCUACAUAGCGCACGUCAGGUUUAGAGAUGUGACAUGUUGCGCGAGGAGAUGCUCACACAGUCUCUACGUAAAUAAAUACGAAUCCAAAAGAUACGAAAAGAUAGCGAUGGCAUUGCAAAAGUCUGUGACGAGUUGCAACUGGUCUAAACGCAACGCCAAGAUAGAUAGAAAGGAAAGGGAGAUGGUUAAAGGCGUCAACAUCAACAGAUCCGACGAAAUGAAGUUUUGUUGUGUAAAGAACGUGCUGAAGAUUUGGAUUUGUUUGACCUUAAGUAUACUCUUGGGGUUGGCGGCCAUGUUGAGCAAGGAGACUGGAAUUACGGUUCUGGGAGUGUGUUUUGUGUACGACUACGUGUUCGCCAAGCCUCAUAAAAAGAAACAGGCCAGGAGUUUAGUCGUCCUCUCUAUAGCGUUGUCGCUAAUUCUGAUGACGCGGCUCCAGACCAGAACCCCCCACUUCUCGACGGCCGAUAAUCCUACAGCGCGGGAGCACAGUUUGCUAACCCGAACCCUAACUUUUACGUAUUUGCCGGUAUUUAAUUUCUGGCUGCUUAUAUUCCCCAACACGUUAAGUUUCGAUUGGGGCAUGGACGCCGUCACGAGGGUGACCCAACUGAGCGACCCGAGAAAUUUCGCGAGCUUUUGUUUCUAUUUCGCUUUAUUGAACGUAGUGUUAAUGUGUGCUAAAACUGUAAAUAUUAAACGUCGCGAAGACUUAUUGCCCAAGGAGUCAUUUCGCGAAAGGAUCGAAAAUGAGAGAAGCUCUUGCGACGUGUGCCACACCAGGAACCCCGACGUGCACUCCCAGAACUGUCGUACUACCAACAACAACAACAGCACGCAAAAUCAUUCCAACCUGUGCGUCUGCGUGUUCACGGAAAUGUCGUCCAGAAACAACAGAAGACGUAGGUUCCACCGGUCGCAUACGUCCAUCGUUUUGUUCGCGGUCGCCAUUUUGAUCCUUCCGUUUUUACCCGCGACGAAUGCGUUGUUUUACGUCGGAUUCGUCGUCGCGGAGAGAGUGCUGUAUAUACCUAGUGCGGGACUUUGUUUGUUAGUGGGACUGAUUAGCGGGACGGUGUGGAGGAGACGCCAGUACCGAGCACUGCUUUGCGUGUUUUUGUUUACGGUUUUGGUGGGUUUCAGUGCGAAAACUGUGGUGAGAAACAAAGACUGGUACAACGAAGAGUCACUAUAUAGGAGCGCAAUCCCGAUCAACCCUCCCAAAGCAUAUGGAAACCUCGGGAGUGUCCUGAGCAGUCAACGUCGCACCGAAGAAGCGGAAUGGGCAUUCCGCAAGGCACUAGAAUUUCGACCCAAUAUGGCCGACGUCCAUUACAACUUGGGCAUUCUACUUCAAGGAAAACAGCACUUGGAUGAAGCUAUUCUCAGCUAUCAAAGGGCUAUUCAUUUUCGUCCGUCAUUGGCACUGGCGUACGUGAACUUGGGGGCAGCUUUAAUAGCAGCCGGCAGAUGUCAGGAGGCUGUCGCCAUUCUCCGUCAAGGGUCUCGGCUAGACGGCACUGGCCUCAAGGAUCGCAGGGAACAUGAGAACGCCAAAGUGUCAGCACUUCUGCAAUUGGGCGCGUUGUAUUCGGACCAGGGGCGGUUGCAGAGGGCGCUGGCCGCGUACAGGGAAGCGGCUCACAACUUGCCAGAUAAUUAUCCACCCCAGACAGUCUUCAAUAUACUGGGGGAGACGUUGGCAAGAAUGCAACAGGACGAGGAAGCUGAAAGGUGGUACCGGGCGGCCCUGGACGCUCAACCGGAUCACGUGCCCGCUCAUAUUACUUACGGAAAAUUGCUUGCCAAAAACGUAAGCAGAGCAUCGGAGGCCGAACAAUGGUUCAGGAAGGCGCAAAGAUUAGCGCCGAAGGACGCCAGCGUCUAUCAUCAUUACGGCGAAUUCUUGGCAUCGAACCGCCGAUACAAGGAGGCGGCGGGAAUGUACGAAAAGGCCGCCGAAUUGCAGCCAGACGACUACGAACUAUCCGUAGCGGCCGCCACUGCCAUGCGACAGGCGGGUCGCCAAGAGGCUGCGGAAAGGUGGUACCGAAAUGCCGUGUCCUUGAAACCAGCAGACGCGAGAAGCCACACCAAUCUGGGAGCCAUCCUGCAUCUCAACGGAAAAUACCGAGAAGCAGCCGAGAGUUAUCGGGAAGCGCUCCGAUUGCAGCCCAACGACGUCACAACUUUAACCAAUCUUCAUAAACUUUACGGACUAAUGACUUGACGCUAAACUUGCGCCGUUUCCAUUAAAAAAGUUUCCCUUGGAAUUAAUUUCAAGCCGAGAAUUACACCACCGAGGUUGCGUUUAAAAGUAUAGAGGAAGGAAUUCUGCGAGAAGCUUUUUAGAUUUUGCCGAUCGGAUACGAAGGUUUCCGACACGUUCGAGUACAGGUCCGUUUCUACAGGGUGAUUUUGUUUGGGUGGCCGAUUUUGUUCACUUCCCGCGGCAUAAAUUCUUUAUUAUAUUUGAUUCGAAAAUAUGUUACUAUACUUGGAAUAAGCUUACACAAACUUAUUAGUUACCCAAAAUUGAAGAUAAUAUAUUAUGAUUAAAUUGUAUGUGAAUAGAUAGUAACGUGAAUUCUUUUUCAAAAGCAACCAAACACUUUUUUAACGCAUGUGAGGAAGAAUUAGGUGAACUCAUAUUACCAAUUAUUUCUUUUUUUACCAACUAGAUGCUUCAAUAUUUGUCUGAUUUCAGAAAUAAACCGAUAUAUUGCACUUUUCUCAUAAAAUCAAAUAUAUAAAAGGUGCUACCAAAAAUUUGCACUGACAAUAAAUUAAUGAAGUAGUUGAUGAAUUUCUUCAUAUCUCAUAUCAUAUAUUAAAUUUUUACGACAGUAAUAUGGGAACACACAAAUGAUUAAACGUUCAUCUAAUUAAUCAAAGCGAUCUUGAAAAAAAUUAUAACGGGCAUUACUUCAAAUGCAGUUGGGGAAGACGAAAUGUCAAUUCGGGAUAUAAAAAUCUGCUUGCCUUUUUGUUCUAGUGCAUUUUAGACGAAAAAUGCCCAUCUAUCUGGAAAAAAGCAAUAAUUAAACGUGUUGUAAAGGUGGCAGACCCUAAAGAACUGACAGAUUUGCGGCCUGUAAGUAUACUCCCAGCAGUUCCUAAAAUAUUGGAAAAACAUAUAUGUAAGCAAAUUACUGAGUUUUUAUAAAACCAUAAUCUUAUACCGAAUUGCCAAUCAGGAUUUAGAGAACAUUUUUGCACCACAACAGCAGGAAAUGAUGUCAGGUAUCACUAUACACUAUUUCUCACUAGAAACAGGGAAAUGGCACUUGCAUAGCUACGCUUUAGUUGAGUAAAGCGUUUGACACUUUGAGUUUUAAAAGAAAGACAUUCUAAAUCUUAAAUUAUUAUCAUCAAUAAAAACAAGGAAACUCUAGAUAUUUUCUCUGGAACAUAUUAGUUCUUUCAUUGUUUGAUUAUGCAGAUAUGGCAUGUGGAACUUUUCUUGGCAAACUAAAAGGUCAAUACAAAAAUUACAAAACUCUUGUAUGCGUUUUCACACGACAAAAUCUAAUUUUAGAUUAAUUAAUUUAAAUAUUCAGUAGCUAUAUUUUAUUUAUCUUUAGUGUUAUGUGCAACUUCAACGUCGAUUUGAGUUUGUAUCUCCUUUUUCCCCGAUUGUUCCCCUCUCUUUAGGGCCAACUUCCGUUCAGUCAUGUUUCAAGCAGUUGCAAAUUGAGCUUUAACGACAAUAUACUCACCACAACAUCCUUUUUUUUUCUAAUUUAUUUUCUUCUUCAAUUAAUAGCAAUGCGAUAUAUUGGCGCGCGUCUAGGUUCGAUGAUGCUGUAGGCUCUAGGGCUUUCUCGCUAAAAUUUUUCUUUUAGAAAGGUGUUGGUGAACGGUUAUUAUAAUCGACAGUAGGUCCUUUUUGUCAAAGUGCGCAAUUUGUGGUGUAAUUCAUCAAAUUACAUUGUCUUUACAUUGAGAACGAGUUUACUAAUAUUUUAGGUCUCAAAAUGUCAUUUAAUAGUUCAAUCUUUUUUACAUCUUAUGUUUGACUUUUUCUGUUGUUUUGGAACAAUAGCAAUAAUCGUGUUUUGCUCUUAUCAUUGAUGCUAAUGAUUUUAUGCUAAAAUCUUAACGUACCCUAAUUCGUUAACAACAGGUUAAAUGACCCUGAAAAAAUUCGGCAGUUUGUGAAGAAAGUUUUGAUAAUGUACUGAACGGUGUAAAAUCACGAAUGGAGGAAAUGUACUUAUGGUAACGCUAACCUCUAGCCAGUCAUAAAGGAUACGAAGAACGAAUUGCUACUAGUUAACAAACCUUUUUUUUUUAUGACAUUAAUUAUGAUUGUUUUAUAAUAUUUAGUAAAAAAAUGCUUGGAUUCACUCCAUUAUCUUAUUUUUUUUUUAUUUAUUUCAACAGUUGGCAUUACUUAAUUGGCCCAGCGAUUUGAUGAAAAUUAGAACAAUUUUUGUCAGAAAUUGUCAGUGUAAAACUAGUAAAAGGAAUAUUUGUCGCUAACAUCAUUCAUCAAUAAUAAAACAGAGGUACACAUAGGUACGUUUCAGCAGAGCCUAGAACUUUUGAAUUUUUGAAUCAGCAAAUUAAUGUUCAAUGUUCAUUUCUUUUAAAUUCUUUUCAUAAAGAUCGUGAUUUGCAAAUUAUAAAAAUGUUGAAACAUCAGAAAGACGCACAUUUAGGAAAGGUUAGCUUAUUGAGCUGUCCUAUUUUUAAGCAAAAACACUGUUCUAGUUGUCAAUUCGAGUAAUCUCACUUUCGAAUCCUAAAUUAGUUCAGUAAUUGCUAGGCUUUUCGUGUUUUAACAAACCUUAUAUCAUUACAAUCAACUGCAAUUCUUUCUAUAAUAUACAUUAAACUAUUAUAAUUUGAACCAGAAAUUUUUUCAGUCCCCAUAAAAACAGAAACGGUCUCAAAUAUUUUAUGGUUGCGUUAUAUAUUUAUUUAUAUUCAAAUGUUUCGCUGCGCUUGUUGCUUUGCUAAUAUACAGAGUAGAUCAAAUUCAAUACUUGUAAAGGAAAACUUCCCUCUCCCAAUAGAAUAAGCGAAAAAUGAUUCCUGGAGCGCAAUUUCUAUGAAGAAUAUAAUGGCGAAAACCACAAAUUGUGCAUUUAAUUUUUUUUAAAACUUUUUUGUGUUUUUAUUGUUUGUGUUUUCUAAAGCACUUUUUGGCGCAGAAUUAAAUGCAUUAUUUUUAAAACUAACAGUUUAUUAGUGAUAAACCGAAAAAUAUUAUAGCAUCUUGCUAGAAUCUCUUAGAGAAAAUAGUUCAUAACUUUGAACGACUAGGCUCUGGAUGUUACGACUGCAAUACCGAAAACACAUGCGUUCUCGUUUUAUUUCGACUAACCAAGUCGCACUUUUCUCGUACUAUGUGGCAUGUGUUUUUUAAGUUUUUGAUAUCAUUGUUGCUGUUCUUUCGGGUUGACUUGUAGAAAAAAUUCUUUAAACCUCUACUCCUUUAACUCAUAUGGAGUUGAUGUAUAUUAUUUUGGCCGCGUGUUCCCGCAAUAUACCGCAAAUUGUUUUUAAGAGAUUUCUUUCAGCAGAAUUGUGGUAGUACAAGGUUGCUGUCUCUGCAUACUUUCCGGGUAUUAUAAAACAAACCAUAAAAUCCCAUUCAAUUGAACGACCAAAACUAACCAAAACUCGGCGUCCUAAAAACCAAAUUCACAAUUUAACUGCCCUUACGCAUCUAAUCCUGUCUUAUGGUCGUGUCGUCCAAAGCGUGUUCAAAGUAUUUUGAAUAGAACUCGAGAAAUAUGGUCAUUUCGUAAAGGUACUUUUAAGUUUUUUUCUUAAAAUUAAAACAUAUACGGCAUCCCAUGUUUUCGGUUGACUAACUAAUAAAACUGUUAAUUUUAAAAAUAUUUUAUUAAAUACACUAAAUUUUGAGCAAAAAACGGUCCCGCAUAUGUUUUCAUAAAAACGCUAAAUUCCCUAUAGCAAAAAGGUUCUAGCAAUUUUAUAAUGCACUCUGAAACGCCAACAGAUGUACUUGUGCGGUUUUUACAAUUAUGUCAUAUGAAAUUGAGCUCUCGUGGAAAGGGGGAGUUUCCCUUUAAAUUUGGCACACCCUGUGCAUUCCGAACCUCAAAUAAUACCCUGUACGAAUUUCGGCCGGAUUUUCGGACGGUGAAAUUGGUUUCAAAUUCGAAUGACAGACUUUGCCGAGCCUAUAACAAGGGACCACCGAAAGUGUAGGAAUGAUCGGCAAAAAAUGACAGAAUUAUUAUGACAAUAUUAAAGACGAUCCCAAGUGAUAUUUAUCUCAUAAAAUAUUACAUUCUUAAGUAUUAAAUGACACUACCCAAAAUCAAUUAAAUUUUCUCGUUAUAACGGCUGGGCAUGAAAAAAUGCUAUUGAACUGAAAGGCCUAAUAUUUUCUUGCGCGUUAAACCCUACAAAGUCAUAAUCGUUAAGCUUUUGAUGACGCAUUAGAUAUCGAAUUAAUUUAAGUAGUUUCAAGCCUAAAUAAAACUACGGUUAAAUAUACGAGUUUAACGCUGGAGCAAUAUAAAUUUUAGCUUGGAUCGGCUGUAAACACUUUUAUAAACACCGGCGGACAGGAUAUUCACUGAAUGUAUUUAUACUAAAAGCCUGCGAGUAAAAUGGAUUGAUUUUGGGCCCGUGAAAUAAUAGAUUAUUAUUAUCAAAUACGAACGUGAUAUUGUACAUAGUAUUUGUUUAAUUGAAAUGGAUUGAUAUAAAAAAUGUUACAUAUCCUUUGAUCUGUGUAAUAUAUUUUUUAAUAUUUCGUCUGUGUAAACGUGCUGGGUAGUUUUAAAUGAAUUUUAAUAUAAUUAAAUGCUUCUUCGUGUGAUUGAGAACAAUUUAAUUAGAAACAUGAACCUACAAUUCAUCGGCAUCUUCCCCCAUUCAAUAAACAUUUCUACAUUCUUGCAUAUCCGUUGAUAUUCAAUUCAAGGAAUUGUACUUGCUAGAUACAUUUGUUUGAAGAAACCAUCAAUUUUAUUAUUUUAGUGGAAGCAUUACCUAAAAUACAGACAACCCACUCGGUGGAGGUGUUCCUUAUACCUCAAGAAAUAUUUUUCCAAAUCAUACGGCAUUCAUUUCUUAGGAAUUAAAAUGGAGUGUCAUUUUUUAUAAGUGGGGUAGUUUAAUUCAACCACAUUAUUUUAUGGACGAACACUGUAAACCAGGAAUCGUUUUCAACUAAUUUGUUAACCCUGAAUCGAUUAGAAUUCGUUUUAAGUCAAUUGGAGUCAGACGCAACUGAUAAAAGCACAAAGUUGAGCAUGUUGGGCUACUAACCAACUAAAGAAGUAAAUAAUAAGUAAUAGAAGUACUUAUUAUAUUAUACAACUGAACAUGAAGACCACUUGCGAUGGUGCCACUGAAUUAGUUUGAGUUUUUCAUAAACAAUUAAACAAAAUGUCAUAAGCGAAAUCAGUUAGAAUUUAGCCAUUAUAGCCACUGGAAGGAUUUUAAUAGCAGAGCUUAUAGCUCCAAGUAGAGAAAAGGAAAGUAGGUAGAUUUUGUUCUCCGGCAUCGCAAAAUUACGAGUAAUUCUCCCGAUAAACAACCCCAAAAAAAAUAUGAACGUCAGAUUUGGAUCGCGAAGUAUAUCCCGGGUUUGCUCCUUCGGUUUCGUGGUGGCAUUCUUCAUUUGCAUCUAAGAAUCCAAAAUACUCGAAAGUAACACUCAUUACAAUUGACUUAAAACCAAUUAUCUCUUCAGAACCCAGAAAUUACUAGAAAAUGAUUCCCAUUUUACAAAUAUCGUACAUCAAGUAAUGUAGCUUAAUCGACCUACCAAACCCUAAGCGGCAUGUCCCAUAAUGCUACAUUUCUUGCUGAUUUGUAAUGUACUGCGGCGCACCUAUUAAUAGACACUUUAGGUCCACUUAUAUUAUGAGAAUGCUAGUGAUGGCUCCCAAUAAUUUUCCCGUUGGCAGUCAAAACUUUUAACAAAAUGCUGAUUAGAAACAGUAACGACAUUUCUCUUCAUUUCCUAAUCAGCUGCUCGCCAUUAGAGGGUAGACAAUUAAAAGUACUAGGAACUCAAUUAUUCAUUCAAUACGAAGAAUUAUCCAAGUUCUCCAGAAAAGAGGUAUUAUAGUUUCUUGAGAGUACAGCGAAGAAGAGACGCUUUGCGAGCAUAAUGGAUGGCAAUUGGUAUGAGUAAAAUAAUGAGUGAAGGUAAUUUUCCAGUGCUCUGCUCCAUUUUCAGAAUUAUCUCUAACUUUUUAUAUGUUUUUUAAAUAUUGUCUUUGUACCAAAAGGGUAAAAUUAAAAUAUGAAGACAUAUGUAGGGAGUUCCAUAAGAAAAUGCAUACAUACAUACAAUAAUGUUAUGUAAUUCGCCUAACAUAUUUUUUUCUAUCGACAAAUAUUUUCAGGAUAUACACCGGCAACGCACUAUUGGGACACUCGAAAAAAUACCUACCCCGAAAAAAUAUGUUCAGUUGCACUAGACAGUGUCUAUGAUAGCCGCAAAUAUAUUUUUCUUAAUUGAAUACCUACCUCGAAAGCACCAUUACUUUCCUUGUCAGUACAUCAUGAUAUUUGUUGGUGAUAUUUUCUUCAGAAAAACUGUAGGUGUGUAUAUUUAAAGAAUUACCACUAACGAUGUUUUUUUAGCAUUCCCGUAUUGUCCGACAUUUUUACUAUAUUAGUAAUGACGUUCAUGUAACACUAUCCUGCUCGUCCUUUGAAGCUUUCGUCAAUAAAACAUUUAAAUAAUAAACAUGUCAGAUAUUUUCAUCGUCGCCCGAAGCGAAAUAUAUAUGUCAAUAGAAUCGAAAGAAGUUCGCGCGGGCGUUUCGAAAAAAAAAAUAUUUGCUCCUCUAAAUUUGUAAGCUUUUUAAAGAGAAAUGUAAUUUACCGAAAGAAAUUGUUAGCUUUUUAUGGAAACUAAGCUGUAUUAACUAAAGUGUAUUAACUUGAAUUGUAAAAUAAAGCUUGACUUA